Messenger RNA from Mauremys reevesii (Reeves's turtle), 3213 nucleotides. RefSeq names its product chromatin target of PRMT1 (gene CHTOP). The coding region runs from base 162 to 872 and encodes 236 amino acids. The record is from RefSeq and is a predicted model, not a curated record. NCBI's taxonomy places the organism in Eukaryota, Metazoa, Chordata, Testudines, Geoemydidae. The transcript has 7 exons.
AGGAAGCGGCGGCCAUUUUGUUUUCAGCGCUCGAGCGUGAGUGCAGCGGGGAGCGGGCGGAGGGGACGGAGCCCCACGGAGCCAGCCCCGCGCCCCACCCCCGCCCCGCAGCCCCGCCCGGAGUCCUGGCGACCGUCUGCUUCGACGAUCGUGAUCUGAAGAUGGCUGCACAGUCAGCGCCGAAGGUUGUGCUAAAGAGCACCACCAAGAUGUCUCUGAACGAGCGCUUUACUAAUAUGCUGAAGAACAAACAGCCGAUGCCAGUGAAUAUUCGGGCUACCAUGCAGCAGCAGCAGCAACUGGCCAGUGCCAGAAACAGAAGACUGGCCCAGCAGAUGGAGAAUAGACCUUCUGUUCAGGCUGCCUUGAAGCUUAAGCAGAAGAGCUUAAAGCAGCGCCUGGGUAAAAGUAACAUCCAGGCACGAUUAGGCCGGCCAGCAGGACCCCUGGCUCGUGGAGCUGUUGGAGGACGAGGGCUACCUAUGGGUCAGAGAGGUUUACCACGAGGAGCCAUGCGUGGUGGACGUGGCGCGAGGGCGUUGCUGAGAGGAGGCAUUCCCCUCAGAGGUCAGAGUUUACUUCGGGGAGGACGUGGUGUAUCCCCUAGGAUGGGCCUCAGAAGAGGUGGCGUUAGAGGCCGUGGUGGACCUGGGAGAGGUGGUCUAGGCAGAGGAGCCAUGGGUCGUGGAGGAAUUGGUGGCAGAGCACCUGUGUUCCUAGAUGCGGGGGCAAAUGGCAGGUCGUGGCAUGGCCGGCCGGGGAAGAGGGGGCUUCGGUGGUCGUGGCAGAGGCAGAGGACGAGGAAGAGGGUCUGCACGUCCUGCGUUGACCAAGGAACAACUGGACAACCAAUUAGAUGCUUACAUGUCUAAAACAAAAGGACACCUCGAUGCUGAGCUGGAUGCUUACAUGGCUCAGACAGAUCCAGAAACUAAUGACUGAAGGUCCUUCUGAUAGACUCUCAUUGAAGUUAAUGUGUAUGUCAAUGCCCAUAAGCUAAAAAUGGAAAAACCUGAUUCAUGCUGGAAGGACCUGCAGGAACAGGGGCGGCCCUGUUCUACCAAGAGAUCAGAUUUUAGUGUGUUCCUCUUACAUUUUGAUACUAUAUGUUGUAUGAAACCUUUUUUGGAUUGUUUUUUAUAAUUUUUCCUAACUACUCUGAACAUGAAUGUGACAGACGAGCUGCAGAUACAGCCACUGACAUCAGUGCAGGGGUGUGCUCAGCACGCCAGCCUGGCUGCAAUGGCACACUAAGUUCCUUUGUGUUUAUGAAGGGAAAAUGCUGCAUGUAUGCCACAAUCUGUGCUUUUUUAGGUGAAGUGCUCGUUGGUGCUGAACACAAGCUGUGGGAUCACAUGGUUAUACGUGCCUCUUACUCUUCAUGGUUUGUUUCAGGAUAGGAGUUGAUCCCAUAGUGUGGCUAAAGGGUAAAUAUCCACAUUUGCAGUUUUAUUGUUGCAAUAACUCAUUUGAAGUAAACAUACCAAAACAUCUCCCUCCAGGACUGCCUAAUCAAUCAAAUUCAGGUUAAGGAAGAUAGACAUGUCAAUCUUUUAUUUUGUACCAAAAGUUCAUCCCCACUGGUUGCUAGCAUUCUAACGGCAGUACAGAGAGGAUUUUCCAGGUUAAAGGCUGUUUUUCAGAUAAAAUUUGAAUUUGUUUUGUAUCAUGUUUGAAGGGAUGGCACUCUAAUGGCUUCUGUGUACCAAAAUCUAGAAAAAGAACUAGCUUCUGUUUUAAGGAUCUUGAAAUAAGCACAUUAAUGAUGUCUGAAAGAAAAUCAUGGGUAGAAUAGUCUCUCCAAAAUCCUGGGUCCAAAAUUGGUUUUAUCAACAAGUGCUGUUACCUUUCAGUGUAACCAAAACUGAAUUUUCAGUCCAGACCAACUUUGGUGGCUUCUGUGGUGCAUUUAACCUAGGUUGGCUUUAGAAGUUGAGAAGGGGUUUGCUUUCCUCCCUACCCCCCCCCCCCCCGAAGAUUUAAGUUUAACCAUCCUGUGAACUGUUCCAGUUUCAAUGGAAUCUUGUAUUUCUCGUUCGUUGUGACAAAGGAGAAACGAUUAUAAAAACAAUAUGUGGACUUUGUGGAUUUUUUUUAAAUGCAGUAAGUUGUAAGAAUGGUAUUCUCAAGCAUUAAUUGUUGAUCGUAAACUCUGUGGGAUGACUUUUCUAGUGGGUAUGAGAAGACAGUGAACGAUCAUCCUCUCCUGAAUGGAACGUCACAACUACGGUUAAAACAGCUUCCUCUCCACUGGCUGGCAGUCCAUUAUAGCUGGAAUUUCAUCUAAAUCCCCAGUUCUCAUGGUGUAGAUUGGAGGGUGGGGGACUGCCUGGUCCUCCCUGCCUCCAAACCUUUGUUAUGCAUGCUGUUGCUUAUCUAGGGCUCCCAGCUAAUUUGUACAGGGCAUCCUUGAUGUUUGACUUAAGAGACAAACGGCACUUGCAAUGUUUCUGAGUUGACACCCUGAUUCAACUUACGACAAUUGGUUUUGACUGUACAAUGCUCAGUCCGGCAAUGGAGUGGAUUGCGGUUACAAUGUUUCAACUCACCACACAAUUUUCAGGAGCCAAUUGUGGGUAAGUCCCAGGACUUCCUAUAUACAAGUUCAAAGAAGGAAACUGACAUUUCUGCUCAACUUUCCUUGAUUAUCUCUGUGUGUCUGGCUGUGAUAAUUACUAUAGUACGCAAGGGCAUUCAGACUGCCAACUACCUUUUCACACGCAUUAAUGCUGUGAUGUAACUUAGCGUUUGCACUUUCAACAAGGAUCUGCUUUUCUAGUGGGGCCAGUAGAUUUCAGUACUGCUAUAGGAUGUUUCUUCCCUAACCUCCAGUUAUCUUUCUCUUGAAAAUACUGUCCCCAUAACUCCUGCUGCCAGUGCUUUUAGGUUGCCAGUUGAAGAUAUAUCAUUUUUAAACAAGUAUCUUAAUUGUUCAUUAAAGGGACACGAGGUGCUAACGCAGCCCCCAACACUUAUGUUGUGUUAAUUUUCCUCCUUUUGGGUGGCAGAGACUGCAGGAGAGGGUUAGGUGCAGACAUCACAGCAUGCUGCUGCUUCAGGAAUGGGCAUAUGAAACCUGAAAGAUUAAAGUGACUGGGUUAUGAGAAGGGGGACGCUAUAAAUAAGACCUCAAACUCUUUAGUGUUGUCUAUUUACUGUGCUGCGUCCAGGCUUACUGUUUGAACAGAAAAAUGUUUGCCGUGUUCCCUUAAA